CCCACGCGCGGUGGCCUCCGGCUCCCUGCAAACACUCCCCCCUCCCCAACUGUGGUGCCAGGGAGCACCUACUCCUUAAGGACAACCCGAUGCCUUCAGCGGCUGCACAACCUCCCCAGGCUCAACCUGGGUGGCAACUCGUGGCGCCUAUCUGGUUUGCUGCUCUACCUGGAUUGCAACAGUAUCGCCUUCGUGGAGGAGGGCGUCUUCCACCUCUUGGGCCCCCUCGUUCUGCACCUCAAUGGCAACCACCUAUGUCGCCAAUGUGCCUCCCUGGGCUCUGUGGCAGGAAUCUGCCAGGUGGCCUUUGGGCUCUCACCCAUCCAGCCAGGCCUGUCCUCAGAGCCAGCGGUCACCACUGUGAGCGGGUUCAGCUGCCUCUUCUUCAAGCUGCUGCCCGAGGCCCCGGUGGAGGAGGCGGCCAACACCACCUUGGGGCCGGUCAAUACCUCCACAGCCUUCCCUCGUGGAGUGGAAGCCUCGGCAACAACGCCGUUUCUCCUUGACUCUAGUCUCCUGUUCAGCGUGGCCCAGCACAUGGUGUUUGUCCUGUGA
This is a messenger RNA of Myotis brandtii (Brandt's bat), 555 nucleotides long. It is a transcript of the gene NYX, whose product is annotated as nyctalopin. NCBI's taxonomy places the organism in Eukaryota, Metazoa, Chordata, Mammalia, Chiroptera, Vespertilionidae. The record is from RefSeq and is a predicted model, not a curated record.